AUGGUUCAGUCACCGAUGCUCUCCUGCCCACUGAAGCAGACCAACGAGAUCGAUUGGAUCCAGCCCCUCAAGGAUUACAUCCGGCAGACCUAUGGCGAGGAUCCCGAGCGCUACAGUCAAGAAUGUGCGACCCUCAACCGGCUUCGGCAGGAUAUGCGAGGUGCCGGCAAGGAUAGUGCUACCGGUCGCGACCUGUUGUAUCGAUACUAUGGCCAGCUGGAGCUGUUAGAUCUCCGAUUCCCCGUCGAUGAGAACCACAUCAAGAUCUCAUUUACAUGGUAUGAUGCUUUUACGCACAAGCCGACCUCUCAAUACUCCCUGGCCUAUGAGAAAGCUUCCAUAAUCUUCAACAUCUCCGCCGUACUAUCCUGCCAUGCCGCCAACCAGAACCGGGCCGAGGACCUUGGAGUCAAGACAGCUUACCACUCCUUCCAGGCAUCCGCGGGAAUGUUUACCUACAUCAAUGAGAACUUCUUGCAUGCGCCCUCGACCGACUUGAAUAGGGACACAGUGAAGACCUUGAUCCAUGUCACUCUCGCUCAAGCACAGGAGGUAUUCUUGGAGAAACAAAUAGAAGAUAAGAAGAAGCCUGGGUUCCUGGCGAAGUUGGCAGGUCAGGCUGCCUACCUGUAUUCCCAAGCGGCGGAGACAAUGCAGGACUUUGUCACCAAGAACGUCUUCGACAAGGUGUGGUCGAUUAUGGUGCAGGCAAAGGCGGCGCAUAUGGGAUCCAUGGCAUCUUACUUUCAAGCAAUUGCGGAUAGCGAAGGUGGCUCGCACGGUGUGGCUGUUGCUCGGCUGCAGAUGGCGGAGAAGCAGGCUACUACCGCACUCACCUGGGCCAAAUCCUUCCCCUCGUCGGCUUCUGCAACUUCGAAUUUGCCAGCCGAGGCUGGAGCUAAUCUGGUGGAUCUCGUGAAGCACAACCUCGCGAAUGUGCAGUCAAUACUGGUCACGAUCACCAAGGAUAAUGACUUUAUUUAUCACCAGCCUGUCCCCAAUGAGGCUGGCUUAUCGGCUGUUCCCAAACUUGCGGCCGCCAAGGCAAUUCCCGUCAGCGAACUCUACCAGGGACAGGAUAUCCAGCGUAUUAUUGGGCCAGAUAUCUUCCAGAAGCUCAUCCCGAUAUCUGUCACGGAGACUGCCAGUCUUUACGAUGAGGAGAAGGCCAAGUUGAUUCGCGCUGAAACCGAGAAAGUUGAUACCGCUGAUGGUGAGAUGGCUGCCAGUCUGGAUUAUCUGAAGCUACCAGGCAGCCUUAAUAUUUUGAAGGGUGGCAUGGAUCAAGAAAUGACCGUGGACGAAGAGUUCCGGCGGUGGUGCUUCGAACUCGCAGGCCACAAGCCAUUCCAUAAGGCAUUCGACGAGCUCCAGGAGCGCAAGGCAGAUGUACAGGCCCAACUGGAUCACUGCUCUAAGCAAUUAGAUUUGGAAGAGAGCGUGUGCGAGAAAAUGCGUUCCAAAUACGGGGGAGACUGGAGCCAGCAACCUAGCAGCCGCUUGAACACCACACUUCGCGGAGACGUUCGCACAUACCGAGAUACCAUCAGCGAGGCUAGUGCUAGUGAUACUCAACUGUCUGCCACGUUCCGCCAGUACGAAGGGGACUUUGAUCAGAUGCGAUCUGCAGGAGAAACGGAUGAGGCAGAUGUGCUCUUCCAGAAAGCCAUGAUAAAAGCUGGAUCUAAACACAACAAGGGCAAGAAUGGUGUUCUUAGCCCGGCAGAAGGCAGUCUUUUGGAUGAUGUCUACGAUGAGGGAAGUGCUUCUGUUUCAGAGCAGAUCGCAAAGGUGGAGGCAAUUCUGAAUAAGCUUAGCCUCGUCAAGCAAGAUCGGGCUACAACUUUGAAAGACCUGAAGGAGAAAGUCCGCAACGACGACAUUUCAAACGUUUUGAUAUUGAACAAGAAGUCUAUCACUGGCCAAGAGAGUCAGCUCUUCGAGACUGAGCUUGAAAAGUUCCGGCCACAUCAGACCCGCCUCUUGCAGGCAAACCACAAACAGUCCUCUUUAAUGAAGGAACUCACGAAGACAUACGCAGCCUUGCUCCAGGACAAGCGAGUUCAAUCCGAGCAGUCCAAAUAUGAAUCCAUUUCUAAGCAGAGGAACUCCGUGAUGGCUCGGUACAAGAAGGUGUACGAGGCAUUCAAUGGCCUAUCAUCGGGUAUUGUACAAGCUCGAACAUUUUACAAGGAGAUGGGCGAAAAUGUGGAGAGCCUGCGGAAGAACGUCGAGACCUUCAUCGGCAAUCGCCGGUCCGAGGGCGCUCAGCUUUUGAGCCAGAUCGAGCGUGACAAGGCUAGCGGUGUCUCUGAGCAGGAGGACCGCGAGCGAGAGAAGCUCCGACUGCUGAUGGAGCGUUUGUCAACUGAGCAGACGCCAGCCUCGAUCUCACCAUCCACUGGCUCUGCUGUGGCUCCUCCCUCCAAGGUCAAGUCGCCACCACCUCCCGUUCAAACCCCAUCUUACUCUAUGACGGGUCCAUCGCCAAAGAUGUCGCCUCGUUACCCCCCGAGCAUGCCAGGUGCACCGCAACAGGGUGUACCCCUCUCGCACUCCCCGGCACCCUACGGACAAUACGUGGGCGGCAACCAGGGAUAUGCACCCGGCCAGUCCUUCCAGCAAGGCGCUGCUGCCCCGCUCUCCGAGUACAACCCCAUGGCAUACCCAUACCAGACUCCCGUUUCCCCACCCCCGAAUCAGCAGUUCUUCUCUCAGACGCCUACUCCGUACAGCGGUUAUUCUAGUGCUAGCCCAGCACCCACUGCUGCUGCUGCCCCGAAUUAUAUGGCUCCUCAGGGCUACAUUCCCCCUCCACCCCCUCCACUCCCGCAGCCAACCAACUACCCACCUUCGACCGGUGGUGUGUACCCCUCUGGGCCUGGUGGAUAUGCGCAGAGCAGACCUUACGGAUACCACAAGGCACCUUCUCAACCUCAGCCACCGCAGCCGCCAGCCGCGAAUGAUCCUUGGGCAGGUCUGAAUGCAUGGAAAUAA
Messenger RNA from Penicillium canariense, 2997 nucleotides. RefSeq names its product putative signal transduction protein BroA (gene bro1). The transcript is spliced from 3 exons. The record is from RefSeq and is a predicted model, not a curated record. NCBI's taxonomy places the organism in Eukaryota, Fungi, Ascomycota, Eurotiomycetes, Eurotiales, Aspergillaceae. Gene Ontology annotation, biological process: protein transport to vacuole involved in ubiquitin-dependent protein catabolic process via the multivesicular body sorting pathway. Gene Ontology annotation, cellular component: endosome. The coding region runs from base 1 to 2997 and encodes 998 amino acids. Gene Ontology annotation, molecular function: protein binding.